AGAAGGCCCUGCUUUCCUGAGCCCGAAACUGCGGACCAACGUUCAGAACUAGCCCAGGCAGGCAGGCCGGUUGGAAUUGCCUUUAGCCAAGGCCAAGUUUUGCAACAGCCUUUGUUCCUCUAUCCAGAUGUCCAAGACACUAUCUACUAGAAUCUCCAAGAAGAUGACUUACAACAUGCCCAAGAUUGCUCCUGACCACGCGGUGAAUCCUUUCCACUUGUCUGGAGACCUGGAUUUCUUCGCUCUCAGAGAUCAGGAGUGGUAUAAGUCUCGCUUAGAGCGGGAGCGAAAGAAGACCCUGCCGUUGCACCUAAAGACGACCUACUCGUCCGAGGCGUCAGCCAAGGACAGAGGCCUGCUCCGAGAGCUGCAGCGGGGCGAGGAGAUGCAGGACCAGGAGGUGCGCGCCGAGGCCGAGCGGCUUCGCUCCUUCCACCACAACACGGCGUGGAAGCUCGCCACGACCAAAGAAAAGAAGAUGGAACCUGAUAACUUGCAUCAAUACAUCAACCGGAAGCGGCAGAUAUUCCGCCUCCAGUACGCCAUGGACAUGAAGCAGAAGGAGAUCCAGGGGCUGGAGCUGCUGAUGACCGAGGAGGAGGAGAAGCUGGAGCAGGCCGAAAGGGCCCUGGAGAAUGACGCCUCCCGAUUCGAGGAGUUCCUGCGGGAGACCGAUCAAAGCUCCAUGCAGGCCCUGAAAUCGGUUGAGAUGGAGGCCAAAGCGAAGGUACAGAAGAUCACGGAGAUCCAGAACCUGACCACCCAGAUGAACCACAUCAAAAGUGAAAUCGCCAAAUUUGAAGACACUUUGCAGCAUUACAAGGUCUACAGGGACUUCCUAUACAAGGUGUCGCCCAAAGAGUGGUUGGAAGAGAAGAAGAAGAAGCGAUUGGCUCUCCAAAAGGCCAAGGAGGUCCCCAAGGCCCCCGCAGAAGACAAAGGGGGGCAGGGCCCAAAGAAGUUCAAGAAGUUUCUGGAUAUGGCCCGCCUGGGGCACAUCAUGUCCAGCACCGUGAGCCUCCGGAAGAAAAGCCAGCCCAGUCUGUAUAGCGAUCUGGGGUCCAAAAGGUCAAGCUCUAUGAGCACUGCGACAGAGGAUCUAGACAGCGACGGAGAGGAGUCGGAGCUGUACUUCACAGAGCCCCAGCAGCUCCUGGACAUCUUCAGGAUGCUUGAGGAGCAGAACCUGUCGCUCAUCCAGAACACUCAGGACAUGGACGAGACCCUGGAGGACCUGAACCACACCCUGAAGAACACCCAGAUCCGCAUGGAAAGGGAAGUCAACCAGCUGAAGCAGUUGAUCAACAUACUGAUGAUGUCCAUCGCCAGGGAAGAGGAGAAGAUCUCCGAGCUGCAGCUCAAAGCCCGAGUCUUUCACUUCGGCGAGUACAAGGGCACUCAGGAGGACAAGCUUCUGGAAGGCCUGAACCGCAAGGUGCUGGAGGUGUACCGGCACUGCCCCGGCAUCCAAUCAGAGUCCAACCCGGGCACCGUGCAGAUGCUGACCAUCAUCGAGCACUACCUGAAUGAGCUGCUAGAAAACCUGGAGCACGUGCCCCAGGUCAUUAUCGAGCAGGCCGAGGCGGCCAGGGAGAAGGAGCGUCGCAUGAAAGCCCGUGAAGAGAAGAUCCUGAUGCAGAAGCAGCUGCAGGAAGAGCGUCUGCAGCGGGCCCAGGCUCGGGCCCUGGCAGAGAUCAAGAAGAAGAGAGGCAGGAGGCUGAUGCAUCGCUCCCAGCUCCCAGACCUAAAGUCAAAGGAGCCUGAGGACAUGCUGAUGGACAAGGACAAGGAGGAGCAGCUGCUGUUCUUCACCUAGCCCUGAGCUCUGCCCGCAGUGCGGCAGAGAGCAUGGCCAACGCAGUGGGCUCGACUCGGCUGUGGCUGUCGCAGGACCGCGUGCCUCCCCUCAACCCCCCCCUCCCCCGGUCUCCUGCUGUAUGUUCCCUUAAUUGGUGUGAAAUAAACUCUCCUUCUCCAGUGUC
Messenger RNA from Suricata suricatta (meerkat), 1982 nucleotides. It is a transcript of the gene CFAP100, whose product is annotated as cilia and flagella associated protein 100. The transcript is spliced from 15 exons. NCBI's taxonomy places the organism in Eukaryota, Metazoa, Chordata, Mammalia, Carnivora, Herpestidae. The record is from RefSeq and is a predicted model, not a curated record. Gene Ontology annotation, cellular component: ciliary basal body. The coding region runs from base 128 to 1816 and encodes 562 amino acids.